GCUUGAGGAAUCGCAGGCCGCUCAAGCGCUUUUCGAAUAGCCAUGGCGAUGAUGCGGACCAGGACAAAAAACCAAGGUAUGUGCCUCUGCCUCGGGAUCGCGUUGGCGCUGCUCCUGCAGCCGAGCACGGAGUCCCUUCUCGAUUUUCAGGACUUUGCGCGAGGAGUUCCUGGGCUGAAGGACCAUGUGGCAAAACGGCACCCGUUGCAUGCCGGAGUCGCUCGGCGCGCCGGGGCUGCGCAAGAGGACGACAUUGCUGAGGCCUGGGGGACACGUGCAUCAAGCUUGAACGCUGGGCUUCUUGGUUCACUGCUCACAUGCGACCGCGUCUCUCAACAUGAAGCGGCCGUGCUGAGCGAGACUGUGCGGCCAGCCUGCUUUGCGUUGGUUCAGGCUGUGCUGCUGCAAAGCAAUGUUCCCACAUCCAAGUUCCAGGACUUUUUUCAACUUGGCCUAGCCUUCAUUGAGAGGACGCGGGCGACAGUCCGGGCAGUUUGCGCAAUGCGAGUGGCCAUUGACAUGGAUGGCUUUCCCUACGACCUGCCCUGCAAUCCUGAAGCAGCGGCGGAGCAAUUCAGCAGAGACAGGAAAUCUCGCGUGUGUCUGGCAAAAAUGACGAAUCAGAAAGGUGUAGACAGCAUCGGAUUCGAUGGUGACACCAUGACCUUGAUUCACAGUAAAUACCCAGAAUCUGAUGGAGAGCAACAGGUGGGGCAAAUUACGAAGUUCAUGGACUUCGUAAAAAAGACUGGCGUUACAUGGGCCAAAUCAGCAAAAUGCACGAGGAUUCGGGCGAUCUUUGCGACUGGGAAGGCAUCAAUAGACUACAGAUUGAAGACGGCAAUGCGCCUCAAGGCCGAGGGGGUCGACAUCACUUACACAAUUUACGCCAAGACAGAAAACAGCAGAAAUUGUGCAAUCCCGACACAGCGGAUCGAUGCUUGGAUCCCUCCAGGACUCAUGUGCAUGUAG
Molecule: messenger RNA, 972 nt
Organism: Effrenium voratum
Lineage: Eukaryota; Dinophyceae; Suessiales; Symbiodiniaceae
Source: the annotation of a GenBank genome assembly